ACACCCAUACACACAAACACACGCACCCAGCAGCUGCGCCGCCCAGCCUCCCUCUUCCUCCUUCUCUCUUCCGGCAGACGACGGCAGCCACCGCCGGACACGCCGCCGCCCCCUGACUCUCCUCUCCCUCGUCUCUACUCUCUCUUCCUCUGAAUCUCCGGUGCACAGCAGCAACAAGCCACUGUCACCAUCAAAUUCUCAACCCUCCGGACUCCCUCUGUUUCCAAGCAACGACGAUGAGACCGCCGCCGGUCUGAGCCCUAGCCUCCAGCCGGCAGCUCCCUUCGUUGCGCCUCCACCCGACGUCGCCGCGACCCACGCGGCGUCCCCAUCUUCGAACUUGCUUAUUGCUUUUCUGCUCAUAAAGAUGGCUCUAGUUGUUAUUUGUGGUCAGCCUUGCAGUGGGAAGUCAACAGCCGCGGCCUGCCUGGUUGAAGCCCUUCAAGAAACAGAAUCUAAGCCAUCAGUUCGGAUCGUUGACGAAUCUUCAUUUCACCUUACACGGAACGAAGGCUAUGCUAACAUGCCAUCAGAAAAGAAUUUAAGGGGAGUAUUGAGAUCCGAAGUUGAUAGGUCGCUGUCUAGAGACAAUAUUAUUAUAGUGGAUUCUUUGAACAGCAUAAAGGGGUACAGAUACGAGCUAUGGUGUCUGGCUCGGGCAGCUGGUACAAGAUAUUGUGUCGUGCAUUGUGAUAUUGAAGAGACAUACUGUCGGAAAUGGAAUGAAGAACGGAGGGAGAAAUCAGAGGCGAAUUAUGAUGAUAAAAUAUUUGAAGAUCUGGUUCGAAGGUUUGAGAGGCCGGACAGCAGAAACCGUUGGGAUUCACCGUUGUUUGAUCUAUGGCCCUCCCGAGAUGGGAUUGAAAUAUCGUCUGCUGCCAUAGUGGAUGCUGUGACAUACCUGACAAAAAGAGUAGACUCGAAAACCAAGGAUGUUAAAGUGUUGCAGCCCACUAUUGCAACACAGGGUGCACGGCUAACAGAGGCGAAUUCUCUCUACGAGUUAGAUAGAGCAACACUUGAGGUAAUGAACAUGAUCGUGGAAGCACAGUCCCGUGCAGUGGGAGGUCCCCUCAAUGGCGUGACUCUUGGACCGGGCUUACCUAGUGUUGAUAUUUCAAGGCAUGUUGGCCUCCCUGAGCUGCGUAGGCUCAGACGAACUUUCAUAAAAUUAACAGGGCAGUCGAGCUUGAGUGGUCCGCCACCACCGUCAGAUGCUGAUAGUGCAAAGAGGAUGUUUGUGGAUUACUUGAACAGGGAAUUAGGAAAUAGUUAAGAGGAAGAGGCGGAUUGCAUUCUAGGAAUGAAUACACAUUUGCAUUCUCCUUGGAAAGGAUAUAUUGGAGCAAGCAUGCCAUGAUUUUGAGCUGAGGUGCGCUAGCAUUGCAAUGAUAAAAUAAAUAAGCUUGUUUCUCCAAAGAUCAUGUGCUUUAUGUUUCUUGUAUUAUGGUUUGUAAUUGAAUAUAUAUGUGAUUAAGACAUAUAUGCAACUUACUUUUCCCAUCCA
Molecule: messenger RNA, 1507 nt
Organism: Salvia miltiorrhiza (redroot sage)
Lineage: Eukaryota; Viridiplantae; Streptophyta; Magnoliopsida; Lamiales; Lamiaceae
Product: protein KTI12 homolog
Exons: 2
Coding region: 368-1276 (302 amino acids)
Source: RefSeq, a predicted model, not a curated record